Messenger RNA from Fimicolochytrium jonesii, 1095 nucleotides. RefSeq lists its product as uncharacterized. The transcript has a single exon. Lineage: Eukaryota; Fungi; Chytridiomycota; Chytridiomycetes; Spizellomycetales; Powellomycetaceae. Bases 1 to 1095 code for a protein of 364 amino acids. The record is from RefSeq and is a predicted model, not a curated record.
AUGGGGGAUGUGACCAGCAACGUUCGGCGUGGAGACAACGCGCAUCUGCCCGAGAACGCGAACAGCAACGCAGGAAAGCCUAUCCUCGGUUCCAACCCAGUCGUCACGAAACGGAAUGACGGCGAAAGCUUGACCGACGAGGUGGGACGGCUCGGAAAGGUCUCCAGUGUGACCUUCGGUACACAGACGAGCCCGGUUCUCCCUCCUCCAAAGCACGCGGUCCGCGACAUGCGCUCCGUUGCAUCAGCAACCGAUCUUCCUGACCUUGAUCGGACGACUCUGGAUCUCAUCUUUGCAAACGGGGGGCGCUUCCAGACGUUCAUGGAUCAGCUUCGUUUUGGAAACGAAACCCUCCAGCAGCAGCUUCGCGGCCAAGAGGCUCAGCUCGGGAAUAUAUCCGCGGCUACGAUGGGCACAUUCCGCAACAUCCUCGUGUCGAUGGGCUUCCAAGAAAGCAGCCUUCCGGCGACAAUCAGUCCGGACGAGAUGUUGCGUCUCGUGAAGCAGGUUGAGACGAUUUCUGCGGUGGCUAUCACCGAGAUAGCGGCUAUGCGAACCUUGAUUGAGACUCUAAAGAAACAGAGGACUCAAGAGGUCGCCGACAUGGGAACGCAAUACUCACCUUCUGCCACUCCAGCCUCCGCUUCUACACGUCCAGUACCACCUCCGAUCCAAACGCAGUGGCAACCGAGAGGUUCCCCAACCCCAUCCCUUCCUUCCUUCGAUUCUAUCUUUGGCCAGAGCUCCCUAAACUCGUCGCCGGAACGCUAUGGCCAUACAAGCGGGAACUCGGCUUCGCCUAUGUCUAUCUCACCCGACGUAGCGCCUCAGUUCUCUCCCGAACCGCAGCCUUCUGCUCCUGGUCCCAGCGGACUAAGAUGGUCGCCUAAUCCCACGCAGACCCAAGUUUUCGGGCCAGAGCCAACGGUGGAGGCGAACGAAGACACUCCCGCGGUGCCGCUACGGAAAGCUACAAAGGGCAAGGGGAAAGGCAAGGCCCCUGCAACGAAGCGGUCUGCGAGAACAGCUCAAGCGCCAGAAAAGUUGAGUUACGACCCUGGAUACAUACAGACCUCGACGAGGAAAGGUAAGUAA